Molecule: messenger RNA, 1141 nt
Organism: Lutra lutra (Eurasian river otter)
Lineage: Eukaryota; Metazoa; Chordata; Mammalia; Carnivora; Mustelidae
Gene: PRSS55
Product: serine protease 55
Exons: 6
Coding region: 87-1118 (343 amino acids)
Biological process (GO): proteolysis
Molecular function (GO): serine-type endopeptidase activity
Source: RefSeq, a predicted model, not a curated record
GGCUAUAAGAAGGGAGACUCUAUCAGCAUCAUAUCCCUGAUCCCUGGCCUCCAUCACCUCCUAGGCCAACAUCAAAGCCAAGGGCCAUGCUCCUGUUAUCAAUUCUGCUGCUCAUGUCCCAAUUCAAAGGCGUAUAUUUUGAAUGUGGUAAAAGACCAAUUUUUGAGGAAGGAGCUCAGUAUUCCAAAAUCAUAGCAGGGAUGGAGGCUGAGGUGGGUGAGUUCCCAUGGCAGGUGAGUAUUCAGGCAAGAAAUGAACAUUUCUGUGGCGGCUCAAUCAUCAACAAGUGGUGGAUUGUCACUGCUGCUCACUGUUUAAUUUUUGAAGAGCUACUUCCAACAGACUUGAGCGUUGUGUUGGGAAGCAAUGACUUAAGCAGCUCAUCCCUGGAAAUAAAGGGGGUUACCAGCAUAGUUCUUCACAAGGAAUUUCGAAGACUCAACAUGGACAAUGAUAUCGCCUUGCUGCUCUUGGACUCACCCAUCAGGUUCAACGGACUGACAGAGCCCAUCUGCAUACCCGGAAAGCCCAGCCCUUCUGUGUGGCACAAAUGCUGGGUGGCAGGAUGGGGUCAGACCAACAGUGAUGACAAAAGCUCUAUGAAAACUGAUCUGAUGAAAGUGCCAAUGAUCAUCAUGGAUUGGGAGAAAUGUUCAGAAGCAUUUCCAAAACUUACCAAGAAUAUGCUGUGUGCUGGCUAUGAGAAUGAGAGUUUUGAUGCUUGCCAGAAAGAAAAAAAAAAAAGGUUCGUGCAUAAAAGGACAUGUAUUUACAAAUGUCCUUCUUGGUCCCAGCAGUCUGGUGACAGUGGGGGCCCUCUGGUCUGCACCACAGAGUCGGACAAGACCUGGUACCAGGUGGGCAUUAUCAGCUGGGGCAAGAGCUGUGGACAGAAAAACACACCAGGAAUAUACACCUUGUUAGAAAAUUACAACAUCUGGAUUAAGAAGGUGACUGAGAUAGAGGGAAGGCCCUUUGAUGCUGAGGAAAUGAAAGCUCCUCCCAAUAGAAAACAAAUGAGGUCCCACGCAGCAGAAUUUCCAGAGCCAGGAAGUCCCAGAUUCUGGAUCCUGAUUUCACUUCUGUCCUACGUGGUAUGCUGGGACAUUUUCUACUGAUAAUAAAGCAGAUGCUAUUCCUU